Molecule: messenger RNA, 1033 nt
Organism: Contarinia nasturtii (swede midge)
Lineage: Eukaryota; Metazoa; Arthropoda; Insecta; Diptera; Cecidomyiidae
Exons: 2
Coding region: 141-971 (276 amino acids)
Source: RefSeq, a predicted model, not a curated record
GUCCAAAAUACCAUUUCAAAGCGAAAUAUGGCAAACGCAAGCGUAAAUCAGAUCAAUGGACUGAAUUGUUGCAAAAACAACGGGAGCUCGACUAUAAACGCUAUGCAUUUUUUCCAUCGCCGAAAGGACGUUCACAUUGGAUGUGUUACAUCGCUUAUUAUGUGAAAAUGAUGAAACCAGCUAUGGCGGUGUACACAACAAGACAGUUUAUUCGACUCCGUCUUGAUAAAUACAUCGAAGAGAAUCGGGCCAGUGACAAAAUCGCGGCAUCACUGACGAAAAAAAAGUCGGCGCUCGUUUUUAUUGGUGCAGCUCAAAUAGCUCCAAACUCACCAAUUGGUAUUAAAAAGCGAUUGCGAUGCCCGGGAUUACGACGACUAUUGAACAGUUUCAAGAAGUUGGGAAAUUGUAUUGUACGAUUGGUCGACGAAUACAAUACAUCGCAAACUUGUGCAAAAUGUUUCCGGCCAUUCGAUCGACGAACCAAAAGCGAUCGAUACAAAGUUUGUCAGCAUUGUAUUCCAAGUGAAGAUGAGUCAUCGCAAUGGAAUUCACCGAACGUGAUUAUCACCAUGAAAAGCAACCGAGUGUACCAACAAUUGCGUAAAUAUGCAGUUGAUUUUGUUAAUCGAUUGAAUGCAGCCAACCCAGAUCAUAUUCCAAUGGAUUCAGAUGGUUUAGUGUCAAAACUUCAAGUAUGUUUUAAAAACUGGCAACUAAACACUGGCAUUUGGAAAGAUGAUCGAGCUCCAUUCCAAUUGAAAACUGUUUGGCACCGGGAUAUCAUUGCAGCCAAGAACAUCAUGUACAAAGGUCUUUGUACGGUGUUGGGAUUGGAAAUUCAUCCGCAACUAUUGAGACCACAGAAUCAAAAUGCUGCCGUACAAAAUCAAGCAGCUGACGAUGAGGAUUCCAGUGACGAUGAGGACUACGUUUAUGUUCUCGAUGUUUCCGAUGACGACCAGUUUUAAUUACAUGUAGCAUUAAGAUUUCUUUUUAAAUAAUAUUAUUGUAACGUUUUGUUACUAUGCUG